ACCAUCAUCCGCAACUUCCGGAACUAGUACAACUAGCAUAAAGAGUAUCUCUCCCAGCGAAGUUAUCCAUGUCCAGCAGUACCAAGCCAAUUAUUGCAGUACUUGGAGCGACUGGUGCACAAGGCAGUAGUGUUGUGCAGUAUCUGGUCAAUGAUCCUGAACACGCCUUCCACGUUCGAGCACUAACGCGCAACCUUGAGUCUUCGAAAGCAAAGAAUUUGGUAGCGCUUGGCGUUGAAGUCGUAAAGGCUGAUCUGAACGAUGCAGAAAGCCUGAAACAGGCUUUCAAGGGUGUCUAUGGCGUGUUCGGCGUCACUAACUUUUGGGAACUCCUGUCCCAAGAGAAAGAAACUCAGCAAGGGAAAACACUCGUUGACGCUGCUGUGUCUGCGGGGGUGAAGCACUUCAUUUGGUCGACUCUGGACCAUACUUCAGACCCGGAAGUGCCUCAUUGGAAUUCAAAAGCGGACGUUGACGAUUAUCUCAAGCAGUCGAAUUUGCCCAGAACCUCACUUUACACUUCCUACUAUUACGAGAACUACAUCAAAAUUCCAGCGGUUGCGUUUUAGAAGGAUGAGAAGGGAGUUAUUGUUGGAGACUGGCUUUUCGUUAUGACCGACGGUCCGAUUGCGGGAUAUAGCGUCGCCGAGACUGGAGCAUACGUCCUUGAGGCAUUCAAGAAGCCACAGGAGUGGAUUGGGAAGGACUUGCGUAUUGCUUCAGACAUAUUCACUCCACGUCAGUUCGUUAAGGCCGUGAUGGAAAUAACGGGAAACCCGAUCCAACUCCAUGAGACGGAUCGAGCAAGAUUUAAGACAUCUAAGGAGAUUAUCGAAGAGCUUUGGGCUAAGUGAAAUGGUUUUAUAAGCAUAACGGAAACACAAAUCGUGAUCUGGACAUUACACAGCGCGUAAAUCCCGGUCGAAAGUGCUAUCGUGAAUUCAUUGAGGC
Messenger RNA from Fomitiporia mediterranea MF3/22, 951 nucleotides. Its product is annotated as NmrA-like protein. The record is from RefSeq and is a predicted model, not a curated record. Bases 69 to 569 code for a protein of 166 amino acids. The transcript is spliced from 7 exons. NCBI's taxonomy places the organism in Eukaryota, Fungi, Basidiomycota, Agaricomycetes, Hymenochaetales, Hymenochaetaceae.